AUGGCCGCCCAAGAGCCUCACGCGGACCCUGAGCUGCCGGCGUCGCCGAUGGAGGACAGGCACAUGGAGGCGUUCGCCAACAUCUUUCUCCGUUUCGCUCGCCAGCAAGCGCCGUUCAGGCAUAUCGCGCAGUCAGGCCCAAACGUCUUCGCGAGGAGGAGCGUGCGGUUGUGGGGCGAGUUCCCGGAGGCCGCCGGCGUCCCGGCGUCGGGCGAUGCCAUGGCUGCCCUGCCGGAGACGACGGUGGGCGAGGGCGGGGCGGGGGAGGAGGAGGAGUGUGCGGUGUGCCUCGGGGGUUACGCGGCGGGCGACACGGUCAGGACGCUGCCGUGCUCGCACGGCUUCCACGGGCACUGCAUCCUCCGCUGGCUCGCGGCCAGCCACUUCUGCCCGCUCUGCCGCUUCGCGAUGCCGGCCGAGGUGGAACCGAAGGCGGACGACGACGAGGGGGAGAGCGGCGACGACGGCGACGAUGUCACGUUCGAGCCGCUACCUAGCGAUUUUUUGUGUUGA
Panicum virgatum (switchgrass) is the source of this 513-nucleotide messenger RNA. Its product is annotated as E3 ubiquitin-protein ligase RDUF1-like. The coding region runs from base 1 to 513 and encodes 170 amino acids. The transcript has a single exon. The record is from RefSeq and is a predicted model, not a curated record. NCBI's taxonomy places the organism in Eukaryota, Viridiplantae, Streptophyta, Magnoliopsida, Poales, Poaceae.